Molecule: messenger RNA, 3218 nt
Organism: Ochotona curzoniae (black-lipped pika)
Lineage: Eukaryota; Metazoa; Chordata; Mammalia; Lagomorpha; Ochotonidae
Gene: IKBKB
Product: inhibitor of nuclear factor kappa B kinase subunit beta
Exons: 22
Coding region: 111-2381 (756 amino acids)
Biological process (GO): positive regulation of transcription by RNA polymerase II; peptidyl-serine phosphorylation; tumor necrosis factor-mediated signaling pathway
Cellular component (GO): IkappaB kinase complex; cytoplasm
Molecular function (GO): ATP binding; IkappaB kinase activity; protein binding
Source: RefSeq, a predicted model, not a curated record
CGUUUUCAUGACUGGGGGGUCGCGGCCCCCAGUGUUGCUCCCCACCCCGGCCCCGGGGAGCCUGGCCCUUGCCCCGCGCCCCCCGCCGACAGAUUGAGCAGGGAGACAGUAUGAGCUGGUCACCUUCGCUGCCCACCCAAACAUGCGGCGCCUGGGAAAUGAGAGAGCGCCUUGGCACCGGGGGAUUUGGAAAUGUCAUCCGAUGGCAUAAUCAGGAAACAGGUGAGCAAAUCGCCAUCAAGCAGUGCCGCCAGGAGCUCAGCCCUCGGAACCGAGACCGUUGGUGCCUGGAGAUCCAGAUCAUGAGACGGCUGAAUCACCCCAAUGUGGUGGCUGCCCGGGAUGUCCCUGAGGGGAUGCAGAACUUGGCACCCAACGACUUGCCCCUGCUGGCCAUGGAGUACUGUCAGGGAGGAGACCUGCGCAAGUACCUGAACCAGUUUGAGAACUGCUGUGGCCUGCGGGAAGGAGCCAUUCUCACCCUGCUGAGUGACAUUGCCUCUGCACUUAGAUACCUUCACGAGAACAGAAUCAUCCACCGAGACCUGAAGCCUGAAAACAUCGUGCUGCAGCAAGGAGAGCAGAGAUUAAUACACAAAAUCAUUGACCUAGGAUAUGCCAAGGAACUGGAUCAGGGCAGUCUUUGCACCUCCUUUGUGGGCACCUUGCAGUACCUGGCGCCCGAGCUGCUGGAGCAGCAGAAGUACACGGUGACCGUGGAUUACUGGAGCUUCGGCACCUUGGCCUUCGAAUGCAUCACCGGCUUCCGGCCCUUCCUCCCAAACUGGCAGCCUGUGCAGUGGCAUUCCAAAGUCCGGCAGAAGAGUGAGAUGGACAUUGUGGUUAGUGAAGACUUGAACGGCAUGGUGAAGUUUUCAAGCUCCUUACCCUACCCCAACAAUCUUAACAGCAUUCUAGUCCAGCGCCUGGAGAAGUGGCUGCAGCUGAUGCUGAUGUGGCAUCCCCGGCAGAGGGGCACAGAUCCCACGUAUGGGCCCAACGGUUGCUUCAAGGCCCUGGAUGACAUCUUAAACUUAAAGCUGGUUCACAUCUUGAACAUGGUCACGGGCACCAUUCACAGCUAUCCAGUUUCCGAGGACGAGAGCUUGCAGAGCUUGAAGGCCAGAAUCCAGCAGGACACCGGAAUCCCAGAAAAGGACCAGGAGCUCCUGCAGGAGGCAGGCCUGGCAUUGAUCCCCGACAAGCCUGCCACUCAGUGUAUCUCAGAUGGCAAGCUCAACGAGGGCCGCACGCUGGACAUGGAUCUUGUUUUUCUCUUCGACAACAGCAGAAUCACCUAUGAGACUCAGAUCUCACCACGUCCUCAACCUGAAAGCGUCAGCUGUAUCCUUCAGGAGCCCAAGAGGAAUCUCCCUUUUUUCCAGCUGAGGAAAGUGUGGGGCCAGGUCUGGCACAGCAUCCAGACCCUGAAGGAGGACUGCAACCGGCUGCAGCAGGGACAACGAGCUGCCAUGAUGAAUCUCUUACGUAACAACAGCUGCCUUUCCAAGAUGAAGAAUUCCAUGGCUUCCAUAUCUCAGCAGCUCAAGGCCAAGUUGGAUUUCUUUAAAACCAGUAUCCAGAUCGACCUGGAAAAGUAUAGUGAACAAACCGAGUUUGGAAUCACAUCAGAUAAGCUGCUGCUGGCCUGGAGGGAGAUGGAACAGGCCGUGGAGCAGUGUGGCCGGGAGAAUGAAGUGAAAAUUCUAGUGGAGCGGAUGAUGGCCCUGCAGACCGACAUCGUGGACCUGCAGAGGAGCCCCAUGGGCCGGAAGCAGGGGGGCACGCUGGAUGACCUAGAGGAACAAGCAAGGGAGCUUUACAGGCGGCUGAGGGAAAAGCCACGAGACCAGCGCACAGAUGGGGACAGUCAGGAAAUGGUGCGGCUGCUGCUGCAGGCCAUCCAGGGCUUUGAGAAGAAAGUGCGAGUGAUUUAUACGCAGCUCAGCAAAACCGUGGUCUGCAAGCAGAAGGCCCUGGAGUUGCUGCCCAAGGUGGAAGAGGUGGUGAGCUUGAUGAGUGAGGAUGAGAAGACCGUGGUGCGGCUGCAGGAGAAGCGGCAGAAGGAGCUGUGGAACCUCCUGAAGAUUGCGUGUAGCAAGGUCCGUGGUCCUGUCAGCGGGAGCCCAGACAGCAUGAAUGCUUCUCGACUGAGUAACCCCGGGCAGCUCCUGUCUCAGCCUUCCCCUGCUUCGGACAGCUUACCCGAGUCAGCCAAGAAGAGUGAAGACCUGGUAGCUGAAGCACAUUCUCUGUGCAGCCAGCUGGAAAGCGCAAUGCAAGACACCGUGAAGCAACAGGACCAGAGACUCAUGACUCUGGACUGGAGCUGGUUACAGACAGGAGAAGAAGAGCAGAGCAGCCUGGAACAGGCAUUGUGACUGUGUGGCCUGAGGCUCUUCUGAAGCAGCGCUCCUGCCCUGGUGAGGGCCCAGUGGUCUAAGCACCAGGACAGGGCUCUCCCUUUCCUAACAGCUGUGACCAAAGGCGUGGCCCUCAGCGAGCAGCACUGGCCCGUUGUCUGCACACUGGAAGCCCUCCAUCACAGAGUCCCGGCAAACGUUGAAACCAGUCACAAGCAUUCAGGGAAGUAAAGCCACAGCAGCUACUUCAUCCACUGAAAGUUCUCAAGUACACAGAGGUGCCCGACAAACCUCUGGGCUGAUGCCUUUACUUGAACCUUCCAGAACAGAGUCUGAGCAGCACCUGGUGCUGCUGGCCUGUCCUCUCCUGAACCCGUCUAGCGGUUUGUGUCACCUGUCCUUUAUCACCUCACAGCUGGUGUCUCAUCCGGAUUUAGCUCUUGAAAAGACUUUUUAAUCGUGGAUUUGGCCUGGCCCCAUGCCCUUUUCCUGUUGUUGUUUUACUGCUGCUAAAAUUUUAUUUUUACUACGACUUUGGUGGUCACCCUCCUUCUCAGCAAGGUUGGUAGUGAGUGGUAAGCUCCACCCACCCCGCCCAGCCCCACCACUGGCCAAAGUGACUCACUGGGGCCAGGAUGGAAGAGAGACUGCCUUUUUUGAGUUCCAAAGAUUACCCGGGAGUGAUCUGUCAUGAAGAAAAUGGAAAGGAGGAAGGGGUAUCCCUGUCCGUUGUCCACUGUGCCCAUGUCUCCCGUGUCCACGCACAAACACAGCUGGGUGUGAUGGUGGGGGCAUGGGAGCUCUCCUGCCUCUGAAAACACCUAGCAGUAUUAUUAAAUGAAUUUAUUUUUUAAA